AAUUCAUAAAUAAACGAAAGAGAGAAAACAAUAGAGUACUUAAUUUGAAUUGAAUUGAAUUGACAUGAAAUGAAUUGAAUUGAAUUUGAAUCAAAUCCACCGUUAAUCCACCUCUCUCCCGUAACAGAAUCAAAAAUCAACGGUUCAAAAUUCAAAUGGGAAUCCUCUACGCACUGGUGGCGCGUGGCACGGUGGUUCUGGCGGAGUUCACCGGAACCACCACAAACGCCAGCGCAAUCGCGAGACAGAUUCUCGAGAAAAUCCCCGGCGAUAAUGAUACUCAUGUAUCGUAUUCUCAAGAUCGUUACAUCUUCCACGUGAAACGGACCGACGGACUCACCGUUCUUUGUAUGGCGGAUGAGAACGCUGGGAGGAGGAUUCCGUUCGCGUUUCUUGAGGAGAUUCAUCAGAAGUUUGUUAGGACUUAUGGACGCGCGGUGCUUAGUGCGCAAGCUUAUGGAAUGAAUGAUGAGUUUUCUAGGGUUUUGAGUCAGCAGAUGGAGUAUUUUUCGAGUGAUCCGAAUGCUGAUAGGAUUAAUCGGCUUAAAGGUGAAAUGUCUCAGGUACGAAAUGUCAUGAUAGAAAAUAUAGACAAGGUUUUGGAUAGAGGUGAUAGAUUGGAGUUGCUGGUGGAUAAAGCAGCUAAUAUGCAAGGAAACACAUUUCGCUUCAGGAAGCAGGCUCGUCGUUUUAGAAGCAAUGUGUGGUGGAGGAAUGUCAAACUCACGAUUGCUCUUAUUGUCGUCCUACUUUUGAUAGCAUAUGGUGUGUUGGCUUAUGUUUGCCACGGGCCUGCACUACCGUCUUGCUUCAAGUGAAGGGUUGGAAUGCGAGUGCUAUGCGUUCUUCAAUAUGGUCUUUGGGUUGCAGAUGUCACUUCUGUUAAUUUUCAGUUACUGGGCUGUCAACAUGUGUGCUAGCAAAAGCCUUGCUCCAUAUUCCCUGGUGUUUUGGGUUGUAUUUUUCAGUGAGGUUUGAGGGAAAAUAUUGUGCAUUAUGUCUUGUGUAUUUUCAUAUCACCCCAAAAAAAUUGGAGUGAACUGGAAUAUGAUUGGGUUGUUGUUAUAUAGUGGUGUUUCCUUCUCUUUUUGUUCAAAAGGAUCAAGGGUAAACUUUUGAAUUGGUGUAUCCCUAUUACUCAUUGAAGGGCAUUUUUUAUAAUUUUUCUUGCCCCAUUUGUUAUCUACAUAUAAAUACUAUAAUGUGCGAAGGUUCCGUUUU
Molecule: messenger RNA, 1221 nt
Organism: Vicia villosa (hairy vetch)
Lineage: Eukaryota; Viridiplantae; Streptophyta; Magnoliopsida; Fabales; Fabaceae
Product: vesicle-associated membrane protein 711-like
Exons: 3
Coding region: 156-818 (220 amino acids)
Biological process (GO): vesicle-mediated transport
Cellular component (GO): membrane
Source: RefSeq, a predicted model, not a curated record